Bathycoccus prasinos is the source of this 1359-nucleotide messenger RNA. RefSeq lists its product with no specific name. The record is from RefSeq and is a predicted model, not a curated record. Lineage: Eukaryota; Viridiplantae; Chlorophyta; Mamiellophyceae; Mamiellales; Bathycoccaceae. The coding region runs from base 1 to 1359 and encodes 452 amino acids. Gene Ontology annotation, molecular function: S-adenosylmethionine-dependent methyltransferase activity. The transcript has a single exon.
AUGACGACGACGAUGCGUCGAUGUUUUUUCCGCGCGUCUUCUUCCCCGUUCUGUUUCAAAGGAGGAAGACGACGAGGAGGAAGUUUUAGAUUUCCUAGAUGUGUUGCGACGCGUUCUUACUCUCUUAGCGACGACGAAAGGAGAGAUGAUGAUGAAUGUAAAGAAGAUGAGAAAGGUUUACUAGUAGGUGGCGCUUCGAUAUACUCAAAACCGGACGUAUACGCGCUCGCGUUCGGCACGUUUCGAGAUUUUCCCAAAGAGGUUGACUUUUUGCACAAACUCUACGAGUCCUCCUCAGGAAAGAAGUUGCGAACGCUCUUGGAGCUCGGAUGCGGUCCGGCGUGGCACUCCAUCGAACACGCGAAGAAGGUACUCAGAGAAGAUAAUAAUAUCGCUAUUACUGCGACGACGAGUAAUAAUAAUAAUAAUAAUAAGAAUCUUAGUAGUAAGAACAACGAUUCCGGAAUCGUUUCCGUCGCUUUAGACGUGAAUAAGGAGAUGGUGUCGUAUGCGAUCGAACGGGCGAGCGAUGAGCGAGCGGUUUUGGACGUCGUGGACGUGGUUUUAGGAGACAUGAGAGAUUUAUCGACGCAUUUACCUGAAAAGUAUUUAAAGUCGGGAGGGUAUUUCGAUUGCGCGACGUUGUUGUUAGGCACCGCGGCACAUUUGUUGACGUGCGAGGACGCGACGCGAACGUUUCGAGAAGCGUUUAAAUGCUUACGCGAGGAUGGAAUUUUCGUCGUCGAAGUCGAACAUCCGAUGACGACGUUGUUUAGCGGCGAGUUGAAGUAUCAAGACGGAGACGAAAACGCCUGGGAGGUGAGUUUAGGUAGAAGUAGAAGUAUUGGUAGGAGUGAUGAUCGUAGUAAUAUUAGUAGUACUAUUAGAAGAGAAGAAGACGAAGAUGCGAGCGAAAGAGAGGAAACGAUGCGCGUCGUCUGGGGCGACCCGGAGAAGGAUUUCUUCGACGCCAAGAAUCAAGUUCUGCACAGAACCGUAUCCGUGCAAAAAUAUUUCAGCGUCGACGUAGCAGCGAGAGACGAUGACGACGACGACGGAGAAGAGGAAGAAGAAGACAAAGAAGACGAAGAAAUAGAAGAAGAAGAAGAAAAUGAUAACUUUGAAGAAGAAGCUGUCAUCAAAGCGCUGUUCGUCCGAGACCCGCACUACGAAUCCAAGGAGAUUGUCAAGUGUAAGCUCUUCACGUUGCCCGAGUUGAUGGCGGUUGCAAACGCCGCGGGGUUCGAGUUCAUCGAGUGUUUCGGAGAUUUAGACGAAACCGUGAGAUUCGAUUCCGAAAACGCUCAGAACAUGGUCGUCUGUUUUCGUAAAAAUGGAGAACGAGAGAAUGAAGAAUAA